CGUUUUAAUAUUAUAUGUUUUUAGAUGAGAAUGUAUCAGUAAGUGGAUUUAUACUCUUUACAGUAAUCUUGUAAUACAUACAUUGUACAGCUGUACAGAGGUAUUAAAGAAUGGAGGAGGGAAAUAUUAUAAUCUUGGCGCCAGGACAAACAGGCCUAGGCUGUGAAAUCUGUGUUGUUUGUGGAGACAGGGCUUCAGGACGACACUAUGGUGUAGUUUCCUGUGAAGGAUGCAAAGGAUUCUUUAAAAGAUCAAUGAGAAAAGAUCAAGGAUACAGAUGCAGAGUAAACAAUGACUGCAAUGUAAACAAGAACUAUAGAAACAGAUGCCAGUACUGCAGAUUACAAAAGUGUCUUGCGAUGGGGAUGCGAAGCGACAAUAUUCUAGCUCAAAGGGUAAAUAUUGCCACACCCCGGCCGGCUCAACCGAAAGAUCAGAAUAAGAAUGGUAUUCGAAUAUUUACACCUCCCCCCACAUCAUCAAUUAGAAACAGCUCAGACAAUCAGCAGCCAGAAUAUUUAAUGGACGACGACGAGAUAAUGGACAGGGAUAAUGACAACACCAUUGAGUACGACACCUCCUCCCUCACUUCCGUCAUCGGGAGAAUGACCAAGGCGAUCCUGGAGAUCCCUGAAGAUGUAGUUGAGGAAAUACGUGAGCUACCGGAUACCUUGAUUACUCCGGACAAUUUGGAGUUUAAAAUCAAGAUGUCUGACAAACCUGAAGUGUUUAAUGUUUACUUUAUCUGCGAGGCAGCCUCUCGUGUUCUAUUUGAGACAGUCCGUUGGACUCGCUCUGUACAGGUAUUUGAGUCUCUUCACGAAACAACAAAGACAAAAAUCUUAUCCAAGAGUUGGUCAGACAUCUUUGUCCUUGGUCUUGCACAGUCUAAAGAGGCCCUUCAAUUGGACUCAAUUCUUGAAUCUAUCUGCUCUCAGCUGGAAUCAGUUGCCUCAAUGGAUCGUGUCUCGGUGUCCCGGGUGAGACAGGUGACAUCUACCCUCACCAAGAUCAAGGAGUAUAUCAAUGCUCUCUCCAAGCUAGACCUUGAUCAAACCGAGUUUGCGCUUGUCAAGGCAAUUGCAAUAUUUGGAGCAGAUCAGCUGUCUGUUAACUCUGAAUACUUGAACCUGAUCUGUGAUCAGCUGGUGACCGAACUACGUGAACACGCGGCAACUGUGCAUCCAGAUGACCCAAACCGGUUUUCAAAGCUUCUUCUCCGACUCUCUCCACUUCGGUCUCUCCAGAGUGACGUCAUCGAGGAGAUUUUUUUUACUGGACUCAUUGGGAACAUACAAAUAGAUACAAUUAUCCCGUACAUACUACAGAUGGAUAUGGAUGAGUACAACACUUCAGGUGCAGCAGAUGGGUCAGAUGAAUUGACAGAUAAAGCAGAUGGUUGUUAAGAGUGAACGUGUGUUGAAACAUUCAUUUAUUAUAAGUGAUCAUGUAUAUGCACAUAUGUACAUAUGUACAGCAAAUCUUGACCCAGUUCUAGUAUAGUCAUUCAUGUUAUUAAUUUAAACAGUGCAUUUAUCUUACAUUCCAUUCAUUAUAUACCCUACAGGGACAUAAUGUUCUCUAGAUAGUCCUGCCCACAGGGAUAUAAUAUUCCUUCCUAUCUACAGGGAUAUAAUACUCCUGUUAACAGGGAUAUAAUACUCCUGUCUAUGGGGAUUUAAUAGCCUUAAAAUAUUAAAUACCUUGAAUGGAAAAGUAAAGCAUUUUAUUAAGCAAUUAAGAUUUCAAAAACCUAUGAAACAAAAAACUAAUUAAAGCUUUUACCAAAUUCAAGGUGUUCAAAACUUUUUCAAAAUCUUAAUUUCUAUACUUACUUUUUUAUAUUUGAUGAGAAAAUUAUUCGUAUGUAGUUUUGAUUGUAAACCUUUAAAUAAUAUUUCUUAUGUUAAAACACACAAUAUUAAUGUCCUACAGAUAACCAACGUAAUAAUUUAUAACAUUUUUGUUUUGUUUUAUGCACACGUAAAACCUUUAAUUUUAAGUUUUGAAAGUUGAUAAAAUAUAUGUGUCCUUAAAACAAUAUGUAUAAGAAUAUUCGCAAAAAAAUGUAAAAUUAAAAUCUAAAAAAUUCGAAAAAUUUGUUUCCUAAAUUUCAAAUUGUUGCACCGAGAAAAUCCAGUGAUUUUUGUUCCCGCAUUUAUGUAAACAUUGUGAUGAUUCGUCCAGUUGAACUAAAUUCUUCAGAAAAUUACACUAAAAGUGAUUAAUUUCAUACUCUUCAGAUUCUCUAAUACGCAAGGUUAGAUUAAUAAAAAGCAAGAAAUCUC
Messenger RNA from Eurytemora carolleeae, 2288 nucleotides. Its product is annotated as orphan steroid hormone receptor 2. The coding region runs from base 111 to 1406 and encodes 431 amino acids. The transcript is spliced from 11 exons. The record is from RefSeq and is a predicted model, not a curated record. Gene Ontology annotation, biological process: regulation of transcription by RNA polymerase II; anatomical structure development; cell differentiation. NCBI's taxonomy places the organism in Eukaryota, Metazoa, Arthropoda, Copepoda, Calanoida, Temoridae. Gene Ontology annotation, molecular function: nuclear receptor activity; zinc ion binding; RNA polymerase II cis-regulatory region sequence-specific DNA binding.